Molecule: messenger RNA, 1523 nt
Organism: Zychaea mexicana
Lineage: Eukaryota; Fungi; Mucoromycota; Mucoromycetes; Mucorales; Lichtheimiaceae
Exons: 1
Coding region: 66-1247 (393 amino acids)
Source: RefSeq, a predicted model, not a curated record
GGCAAACCUCUUUUUUACUGCUACUCUUUGUUUGAUCUCUUAUUAUAAGCACAACUCCGGUCAUCAUGGACUACUACAGCACUGUAUACGGUUUUGGUAUCCCUCCACUUCUAUUAGGAGCUAUAGCAGCUGUAGGUGCCGUUAUUCAAGCAGCACGCAAGAGGCAGUUCUACUGGCGAUACGUGUUUAUGUUCCUGGCUGGCAUCUUUCAGUGCAUUCGAAACAUUACGUUUAUGGUGGCCGCACUGGGCAAUAGCGAAAAUUCCAAUAGCGCUUAUAUCAGUGGCACUCUAUCUCGAGUGUUUAUGUUCCAAAUGUUCAUUCCGUUCAUGUUCAGCGCUUUUUUCGAGGUGUGCCGUACAGUCAUAAACUCAUCAAUUUCAGCCACAGCAGCAACAGGACCAGCGACAGUACCCAGCGGAACCACUGCCUACAAUCUAGACAGCAAUCCUCGUACAAAGUUAUACAGCAACGCGCGCAAGCUCUCCCCUACCUAUUUGGCACACCUGUGGACUCUUAUACUCAUCAUCGUCAACGUUGCUUAUUGCGCGACUUUGUCCAGUAGCUAUAAAUCCUAUGACUUUACCGUAGUUCCCAAUGUGAUCAUUGGCAUGCUACAAUUUAGCACGUACGGUGUUUGGGCAUAUGUGGCGUACGCAAUUGCCCACCUCGCCAUGGGAUGGAAAGAGUUGAAAUGCUGCAGUAUUUCGCUGUUGAGCUUUUUUUGCACAAUUGUGUUAGCGACCAUCGGAAACACUGUAGCUACAGUUAUUAGUUCGCAAAGCAUCUACACAAGCAUGACCGUUAAUAUCAUUUCCUUAAUCAUGGUGGAUGUUAUUGGGCUUCUGGGACUGCUGUACGCCGUACUUGCUUCUACUCGGUAUUGGCCACCUCAACCAAAGACUGUAGCCGCCAACCAGCCAUACUACGCCUACACACAGUCUCCAUUCGGUACAUCUCCCCAGCAACAGCAGCAGUACGUGUCACAACCACCACAAAUGUUCAUGAACACCGCAGCAGGUUCUGCCAGCCAGUUAUAUCAGCAACAGCAGCAGCAACAUCAGCAGUAUCCCAUUGUUCAAAUCCCACAGCAGCAGCUCCAGUCGGGACAAUUUCCUAUCGUGCAAAUUCCUAUCAGUCAACAGCAACAGCCUGGUCAGCAAUAUCCUAUCGUUCAAGUCCAGCCAAUUAUGCAGCAGCAAUAUCCACAAGCAGGACAAUUUAUCGGGCAACAGCAGUAUCACUAGUUUCUCCUCAUUUAUCAGCAACAAAAUAUCUUGCAGGAAGGGAAGAUCGGCUCAGUAUCAUCGGUUUAAUUUGAGAUUGGGGAAAUAUUUUUGGCUACGUAGUAGAAAGAGCAUUGAAGGUGACUCUCUAUACUUGCCCCACAGGCAGAAAUCUAUAUUUUGUACACUACUAUCAUAUCAUUAAUAUUAUAUAGCCUUAGUACAUAAUUACUACGUUCAAUGUAAUAAAUAUAAUGUCUGUAUCAGCACAAUACAAAACAACAUGCUGCGGUUGCG